AGGACCAACCUGUAGCCGGCGAAACGUCGGAGGAAGGCGAAUCGCCGGCGAAGUUCUUCCUCCAUUUCCACCUUCGUUCCGGCGGCUUCCAAUCGAUGGAUCCCAUCGCGAGAUUUGGAGCUCCGGUUAUGGAAACCCUAGCUCGCUCCUCGCAUUUGCAUGGCGCCAUACAAGGAAACAAAUCCGGCACUCCGGGAAACUAUGAUACCGCUCUUGAAAGGAUGGAUGCAGUUGGUCGGAUUAAUCAGGUGUGAGCUGCAUUGGUGGAGGUGAUUUUUUUGGGAAGUCAGUUGAAGACGGGAGAAUGGCGGACUCGUUGUCCAGGCAUGAAGCUCAACUUUUUGGCAGGACAGUAACUGGCAAAUCCAUAUGCAAUUAAUGCAUUUAAAAGCCAUAUCAGGCAAGAAGCUGAAACCUGGAAGUUGUUUACAUGGAUCGAUUGCCUUGGCCUUCUUCUUCAACAUCCUCCUCCACCUCCUCCUCUCCACCUAAGGCGCAUUCAUUGUCAAUUGGUGUGGAAGUCUGGAUGAUGGCUGAGCAAAGGAUUCAAGAGAUACUAUCUACGAUUCAACCAACCCCAGUUUCUGAGGAAAAAAGGAAGCAGGUUAUUGAGCAUGUUCAGAGAGUUAUCAGAGGUCAUUAUGGGACUGAGGUCUUUGCAUUUGGUUCCGUGCCUUUGGGAACAUAUAUCCCUGAUGGAGAUAUUGAUUUGACAGUUCUUUGCUAUAACGAUGAGGAAGAAGCUUUUGCCAUAGAGAUCUGCAAAUUUUUGGAAAAUAGAAGGAGGGAUCCAGACUUCCAAAUAAAGGACAUCCUUUAUAUUAAUGCUCAGGUAAAGAUUGUAAAAUUCUGUAUGGAGAGCAUAGCGGUGGAUAUAACUUUCAACCAGCACGCUGCGCUGAGUACUCUGUGCUUUCUGGAGCAGGUUGAUGAACUAAUGGGGAAAGAUCAUCUUUUCAAACGAAGUGUUGUCUUGACCAAAGCCUGGUGUUUCUACGAGAGCCGAAUUCUUGGUGCUCACCAUGGCCUAAUUUCAGCAUAUGGGUUGGAAAUGAUGGUCUUGUACAUCAUCAAUCUCUUCCAUUCAUCUUUGAAUGGUCCUUUAGGGGUAUUAUACCGGUUUCUGGACUACUACAGCACAUUCGAUUGGGACACUUACUGUGUGAGUGCAUAUGGUCCAAUUGCAAUAUGUACGCUCCCAAUAGAAGAGCUGCCAGAGAAUGAUGGUGGUACUUUACUCCUUGGUAAGGAGUUUUUUAGAAACUGCAAGGCAAUGUUCUCUGGCCCAACUAAUGCACUUGAGACAAGAGCUCAGGGGUUUCCUGUUAAGCACCUAAAUAUUCUGGAUCCUUUGAAGGACAACAACAAUCUGGGGCGUAGUGUAAAUAAAGCAAAUUUCUAUCGGAUGAGAUGUGCACUUGCUUAUGGGGCCCAAAAGCUUGGAGAGAUUCUCAUGCUACCUGGACAGAGAUUGCUUGAAGGGAUAGAGAGUUUCUUUCAGAACACUCUGGAUAGAAAUGGAAGAGGCAUGAGGCCAGACAUAGAACUUCCAGUUUCUGUAUUUGGCACUGGAACAAUUGAAGUAGCUGAUCUGGCUGGAGAUUUUCCAAGUUACUAUAACAAUUUAGUUUGUAGUCAGUGGCAUUAUGAGCACAACUUGUUUGCUGAUGAGCUGAAUACGCCACUAUCAGUUCAGAACAACAGUACAUGGGAUGGGCUACAGCGAUUGCCAAGUCGCAACCGAGCUUCACUCUUUCGAAAAGGCACAGAUGUUUUCUUCCCAAAGCCUGUCAACUGCUAUGCAAGUACUAUUGGGCUAUCUGCUGCCUUGUUGGAGACUGAAGAAAACGUAAACAUACGUGCGAACAAUCCUCCUAACCGUGCAACAGGUCCUUUCACCCACCGUGCUAUGAGCCAUCGAUUUGACAGAAGAACGCGGCAGUGGACUAGGCUGAUGAGUCCCGGAUCUACUGCCUGGGAUGCAGAAGCAAAAACAAGUGAGAUGGGAAACCGGGAUGAGUUUCUGGAGAUGGAUGGGGUUGAAAAUUGUCUGAACUGUACAGCAAUUCAGAUGGAAAAACAAGACGCCAGGGAAACUGAGAGCUGUCUUGAUCUCUCACUUGAGGCUUUCCCGCUUCUUCCGCGCCGUGAGAAGUCAACGCAGCAUACCUUCAAGUUUGGUACUUUCGAUUGCCCUGGACUGGGUUAUUCAGGUCAUUUUGCCGGGGAGUCAUCGGGGAGUGUGCCAAUAACGGAUGUUAAGGAGCAGCUAGGUUCAUCACUGGAGAGCGUGACUCUGACUCAAGUUGUCCAGUGCGAUGAUAAUGACUUUCCGCCACUGUCCCUGUGAUGGAUUGUUUAGCAUAUGGGUGAUAUGAGACGUUUGCUGAACAAAGAGUUCUAUAUCUUGAGCCUGAACUUCAGUUUAUACCGGUUCUGAUUUUAACAUAACCAGACCCGGUUCUUUUCUUUUUCUCCAAAGACGUGACAAAUCAUCUUAGGAACGAGCGAGCUGCAAAUGGUUUACAGAUGUUUUGUGCUCCCGCCAUAUUAUUGGUGAGUAGAGGUAAUUGUCUGAGACAUUUUUACUAGGUGGUGUUAACAGAAGACCUUGAGACAAUUUGUUUCUGGUUUCUGUGACUGGCCUUUAUUGGAACUAAUGAUGUUAUCUA
Messenger RNA from Syzygium oleosum, 2672 nucleotides. RefSeq lists its product as uncharacterized. The transcript has 13 exons. The record is from RefSeq and is a predicted model, not a curated record. Bases 431 to 2350 code for a protein of 639 amino acids. Lineage: Eukaryota; Viridiplantae; Streptophyta; Magnoliopsida; Myrtales; Myrtaceae. Gene Ontology annotation, molecular function: nucleotidyltransferase activity.